Symbiodinium sp. CCMP2592 is the source of this 294-nucleotide messenger RNA. The record is from the annotation of a GenBank genome assembly. Lineage: Eukaryota; Dinophyceae; Suessiales; Symbiodiniaceae.
AUGGGCGAGGAGCAGGGCGAAGAGGAGGAUCUGGAGGAGGAUGAGGAAGUGGAGCCCGCAAGUGCCAAGACCCAGCUGGUGAGUGCCCAUGUGGAGGCCGCGCUGAGGCAUCUGGGUGCAGCGUCGGCGCAUGGGCACAGCAAAGUGGAAGAGAUUCUGAGCAAGGCAGACGUUCCGCAAGACGCUUGGAGCGAAGUUUGCCAGGUCCUGACGCAGCUGGCGGCAGUGGGCGUUGCCGAGGUCAAGGAAGGCCCUGCGCGGCCAGCAACAAAAAAGCGGCAGAGGACCAAAUAG